Closterium sp. Naga37s-1 is the source of this 4305-nucleotide messenger RNA. The record is from the annotation of a GenBank genome assembly. NCBI's taxonomy places the organism in Eukaryota, Viridiplantae, Streptophyta, Zygnematophyceae, Desmidiales, Closteriaceae.
AUGGACCGGUUGGAUCAACUGGCCUGUUGGUCCGAUGGACCGGUUGGACCAACUGGCCCGUUGGUCCGAUGGACCGGUCGGGCCAACUGGCGUGUUGGUCCGAUGGACCGGUUGGACCAUCUGGCCUGUUGGUCCGAUGGACCGGUUGGACCAACUGGCCUGUUGGUCCGAUGGACCGGUUGGACCAACUGGCCUGUUGGUCAAAUGGACCGGUUGGACCAAAUGGCGUGUUGGUCCGAUGGACCGGUUGGACCAUCUGGCCUGUUGGUCCGAUGGACCGGUUGGACCAACUGGCCUGUUGGUCCGAUGGACCGGUUGGACCAACUGGCCUGUUGGUCCGAUGGACCGGUUGGACCAACAGGCCUGUUGGUCCGAUGGACCGGUUGGACCAACUGGCCUGUUGGUCCGAUGGACCGGUUGGACCAACUGGCCUGUUGGUCCGAUGGACCGGUUGGACCAUCUGGCCUGUUGGUCCGAUGGACCGGUUGGACCAACUGGCCUGUUGGUCAAAUGGACCGGUUGGACCAACUGCCAUGUUGGUCCGAUGGACCGGUAAGACCAACUGGCCUGUUGGUCAAAUGGACCGGUUGGACCAACUGGCCUGUUGGUCCGAUGGACCGGUUGGACCAACUGGCCUGUUGGUCCGAUGGACCGGUUGGACCAACUGGCAUGUUGGUCCGAUGGACCGGUAAGGCCAACUGGCCUGUUGGUCAAAUGGACCGGUUGGACCAACUGGCCUCUUGGUCCGAUGGACCGGUUGGAUCAACUGGCCUGUUGGUCCGAUGGACCGGUUGGACCAACUGGCCAGUUGGUCCGAUGGACCGGUUGGACCAACUGGCCUGUUGGUCCGAUGGACCGGUUGGACCAACUGGCCUGUUGGUCCGAUGGACCGGAUGGACCAACAGGCCUGUUGGUCCGAUGGACCGGUUGGACCAACUGGCCUGUUGGUCAAAUGGACCAGUUGGACCAACUGGCGUGUUGGUCCGAUGGACCGGUUGGACCAACUGGCCUGUUGGUCCGAUGGACCGGUUGGACCAACUGGCCUGCUGGUCCGAUGGACCGGUUGGAUCAACUGUCCUGUUGGUCCAAUGGACCGGUUGGAUCAACUGUCCUGUUGGUCCGAUGGACCGGUUGGACCAACUGGCUUGUUGGUCCGAUGGACCGGUUGGACCAACUGGCCUGUUGGUCCGAUGGACCGGUUGGACCAACUGGCCUGUUGGUCCGAUGGACCGGUUGGACCAACAGGCCUGUUGGUCCGAUGGACCGGUUGGACCAACUGGUCUGUUGGUCCGAUGGACCGGUUGGACCAACUGGCCUGUUGGUCCGAUGGACCGGUUGGACCAACUGGCCUGUUGGUCCGAUGGACCGGUUGGACCAACUGGCCUGUUGGUCCGAUGGACCGGUUGGACCAACUGGCCUGUUGGUCCGAUGGACCGGAUGGACCAACAGGCCUGUUGGUCCGAUGGACCGGUUGGACCAACUUGCCUGUUGGUCCGAUGGACCGGUUGGACCAACUGGCCUGUUGGUUUGAUGGACCGGUUGGACCAACUGGCCUGUUGGUCCGAUGGACCGGUUGGACCAACUGGCCUGUUGGUCCGAUGGACCGGAUGGACCAACAGGCCUGUUGGUCCGAUGGACUGGUUGGAUCAACUGGCCUGUUGGUCAAAUGGACCGGAUGGACCAACUGGCCUGUUGGUCCGAUGGACCGGUUGGACCAACUGGCCUGUUGGUCAAAUGGACCGGAUGGACCAACUGGCCUGUUGGUCCGAUGGAUCGGUUGGACCAACUGGCCUAUUGGUCCGAUGGACCGGUUGGACUAACUGGCCUGUUGGUCCGGUGGACCAGUUGGACCAAUUGUCCUGUUGGUCCAAUGGACCGGUUGGACCAACUGGUCCAAUUCAUUGGUUGGAUCAACUGUCCUGUUGGUCCAAUGGACCAGUUGGACCAACUGGUCCAAUGGAUUGGUUGGAUCAACUAGCCUGUUGGUCCGAUGGACCGGUUGGAUCAAUUGGCCUGUUGGUUCGAUGGACCAGUUGGACCAACUGGCCUGUUGGUCCGAUGGACCGGUUGGACCAACUGGCCUGUUGGUCCGAUGGACCGGUUGGACCAACUGGCCUGUUGGUCCGAUGGACCGGUUGGACCAACUGGCCUGUUGGUCCGAUGGACCGGUUGGACCAACUGGCCUGUUGGUCCGAUGGACCGGUUGGACCAACUGGCCUGUUGGUCCAAUGGACCGGUUGGACCAACUGGCCUGUUGGUCCGAUGGACCGGUUGGACCAACUGGCCAAUUGGUCAAAUGGACCGGUUGGACCAACUGGCCUGUUGGUCCGAUGGACCGGUUGGACCAACUGGCCUGUUGGUCCGAUGGACAGAUUGGACCAACUGGCCUGUUGGUCCGAUGGACCGGUUGGACCAACUGACCUGUUGGUCCGACGGACCGGUUGGACCAACUGGCCUGUUGGUCCGAUGGACCAGUUGGACCAACUGGCCUGUUGGUCCGAUGGACCGGUUGGACCAACUGGCCUGUUGGUCAAAUGGACCGGUUGGACCAACUGGCGUGUUGGUCCGAUGGACCGGUUGGACCAACUGGCCUGUUGGUCCGAUGGACCGGUUGGACCAUCUGGCCUGUUGGUCCGAUGGACCGGUUGGACCAACUGGCCUGUUGGUCCGAUUGGACCAGUUGGACCAACUGGCCUGUUGGUUCGAUGGACCGGUUGGACCAACUGGCCUGUUGGUCCGAUGGACCGGUUGGACCAACUGGCCAAUUGGUCAAAUGGACCGGUUGGACCAACUGGCCUGUUGGUCCGAUGGACCGGUUGGACCAACUGGCCUGUUGGUCCGAUGGACCGAUUGGACCAACUGGCCUGUUGGUCCGAUGGACCGGUUGGACCAACUGGCCUGUUGGUCCGACGGACCGGUUGGACCAACUGGCCAGUUGGUCCGACGGACCGUUUGGACCAACUGGCCUGUUGGUCCGAUGGACCGGUUGGACCAACUGGCCUGUUGGUCAAAUGGAUCGGUAAGACCAACUGGCCUGUUGAUCCGAUGGACCGGUUGGACCAACUGGCCUGUUGGUCCGAUGGACCGGUUGGACCAACUGGCCUGUUGGUCCGAUGGACCGGUUGGACCAACUGGCUCGUUGGUCCGAUGGACCGGUUGGACCAACUGGCCUGUUGGUCCGAUGGACCGGUUGGACCAACUGGACUGUUGGUCCGAUGGACCGGUUGGACCAACUGGCCUGUUGGUCCGAUGGACCGAUUGGACCAACUGGCCUGUUGGUCCGACGGACCGGUUGGACCAACUGGCCUGUUGGACCGACGGACCGGUUGGACCAACUGGCCAGUUGGUCCAACGGACCGUUUGGACCAACUGGCCUGUUGGUCCGAUGGACCAGUUGGACCAACUGGCCUGUUGGUCCGAUGGACCGGUUGGACCAACUGGCCUGUUGGUCCAAUGGACCGGUUGGACCAACUGGCCUGUUGGUCCGAUGGACCGGUUGGUCCAACUAGCCUGUUGGUCCGAUGGACCGGUUGGACCAUCUGGCCUGUUGGUCCGAUGGACCGGUUGGACCAACUGGCCUGUUGGUUCGAUGGACCGGUUGGACCAACUGGCCUGUUGGUCCGAUGGACCGGUUGGACCAACUGGCCAAUUGGUCAAAUGGACCGGUUGGACCAACUGGCCUGUUGGUCCGAUGGACCGGUUGGACCAACUGGCCUGUUGGUCCGAUGGACCGAUUGGACCAACUGGCCUGUUGGUCCGAUGGACCGGUUGGACCAACUGGCCUGUUGGUCCGAUGGACCGGUUGGACCAACUGGCCUGUUGGUCAAAUGGACCGGUUGGACCAACUGGCGUGUUGGUCCGAUGGACCGGUUGGACCAACUGGCCUGUUGGUCCGAUGGACCGGUUGGUCCAACUAGCCUGUUGGUCCGAUGGACCGGUUGGACCAUCUGGCCUGUUGGUCCGAUGGACCGGUUGGACCAACUGGCCUGUUGGUCCGAUGGAGGGGUUGGACCAUCUGGCCUGUUGGUCCGAUGGACCGGUUGGACCAACUGGCCUGUUGGUCCGAUGGACCGGUUGGACCAACUGGCCUGUUGGUCAAAUGGACCGGUUGGACCAACUGGCGUGUUGGUCCGAUGGACUGGUUGGACCAACUGGCCUGUUGGUCCGAUGGACCGGUUGGUCCAACUAGCCUGUUGGUCCGAUGGACCAGUUGGACCAUCUGGCCUGUUGGUCCGAUGGACCGGUUGGACCAACUGGCCUGUUGGUCCGAUUGGACCAGUUGGACCAACUGGCCUGUUGGUUUGA